AUGCCCUCCCUCUUCCCUGCCCUUCUUCACGCGACGCAUGCGCACCAACAGGCGUCGUCAUCACCCCACCCUGCCGCUCCCACCCACGCCUCGACAACAGCCACAGCCGCCGCCGCCGCCGCCAAGCACCGCGGUGUGUCGUCCUACUUCAUCAACAAGAUCGAGACGGCCGAGUUGUUGAUCAACUCGAAGACGCAGAACUUGAGGAGGCUGGAGGCGCAGAGGAACACGUUGAAUGCGAGGGGUCAGUGAAGCCCGUCUGACGAUCCCGAGAUGGCCGGGGAGGGUGCUAUACAGGCAGUGUGACCAGAAGCUAAUCGGUGUGCGUUUCCUCCGCAGUUCGACUACUGAGGGAAGAGCUGCAGCUGCUGCAAGAACCGGGGUCGUACGUCGGCGAGGUCGUCAAGGUGAUGGGCAAGAAGAAGGUGCUCGUCAAGGUACAGCCCGAGGGCAAAUAUGGUCAGUGCGCCGGACGAGGUGCAUUGCAUUCCAUCCUCGUGUACUGAACACCUGCGUCUUUGCCCUCCAUCGACCAGUGGUCGAUUUUGCCCCGUCGAUCCAACUGUCCCAGUUGACGCCCAACUUGCGCGUCGCGCUCAGGUCCGAUUCUUGUAAGUGGACCGUACCCUUUCACCAGCUGUCAGAUGUCCGUCAGCUCAAUUCGUCGUAUUACUCUCCGCAGACCAACUGCACACGAUCUUGCCGACCAAGCAAGACCCUCUCGUCGCGCUCAUGAUGGUCGAAAAGGUGCCCGACUCGACCUACGAAAUGGUCGGUGGUCUCGACCAGCAGAUCAAGGAGAUCAAAGAAGUGAUCGAGCUACCCGUCAAGCACCCCGAGCUGUUCGACGCCUUGGGAAUUGCCCAACCCAAAGGUGUGCUCCUGUACGGCCCUCCGGGAACAGGCAAGACCUUGCUCGCGCGUGCCGUGGCCCAUCACACGGACUGCAAGUUCAUUCGCGUUUCCGGAUCCGAGUUGGUGCAAAAGUACAUUGGUGAAGGUUCGAGGAUGGUCAGGGAGUUGUUCGUGAUGGCGAGGGAACAUGCGCCUUCGAUCAUCUUUAUGGAUGAGAUUGAUUCGAUCGGGUCCAGUCGUGGGGAGUCGGGGAGUGGGGGAGGCGAUUCUGAAGUGCAGAGGACCAUGCUGGAGUUGCUGAACCAACUGGAUGGGUUCGAGGCGACCAAGAAUAUCAAGGCGCGUUGA
Microbotryum saponariae is the source of this 1203-nucleotide messenger RNA. Lineage: Eukaryota; Fungi; Basidiomycota; Microbotryomycetes; Microbotryales; Microbotryaceae. The record is from the annotation of a GenBank genome assembly.